Molecule: messenger RNA, 2256 nt
Organism: Parus major (Great Tit)
Lineage: Eukaryota; Metazoa; Chordata; Aves; Passeriformes; Paridae
Gene: CPLX3
Product: complexin 3
Exons: 3
Coding region: 959-1432 (157 amino acids)
Biological process (GO): synaptic vesicle exocytosis; regulation of neurotransmitter secretion; neurotransmitter transport
Cellular component (GO): SNARE complex; terminal bouton
Molecular function (GO): syntaxin binding
Source: RefSeq, a predicted model, not a curated record
CACCGGAGCUGUGCGAGCCCCGGUGCUGCAGCGCCCGCUCCGCUCCCGGGAGCGCUCCGCCAUGGGCGGCCGGGCUGCGCGGCCCCGCUGACCCCGCACGGCCCCGCAGCAGCUCCGGCAUCCCUGCAGCUCCGGACUUCGCUGUCCCGGGAACUCCGCUUCGCUGAGCCGGGCUUCUCCAUCUCUCGGUACUCCGGCAUCCAGGGAACUCCGCACUCCACCGGCACCGCUGCCCUUCACCGCUGGUCCCGGCACCUCGGGAAUUCGGUAUUCUGUCAUCCCGGGCAUUCAUCUCCGCUGGCCCCAUCUCCUCCAUAACCCCGUGCCCCACCUCCCGGGAAAGCCAUCUCCCCAUCCCAGGCUCCUCCUCGGGCACCCCGGGAACUCAACUCUCGGUCACCCCGGGAAUUCAUCCCCUCUCAGCCCCUCUCCCCCGUAACCCCUCGGCACCGCUCCCCGGGAAAUCCAGCUCCGCCGAUCCCGGCUCCUCAGGAAUUCGCUGCUGUGUGAGCUGGGCUCUGCCGAUCCCGCAUCCACAGCCCCGUAUCCCAGCUCCCCGCGAACUCCUCUCCGCUGACCGCGGCUCCUCCCAGGGAACUCAUCCCCCUGUUCCCACCUCCUCCUGACCCAGUGCCGCCGCUCCCCGGGAGCCCAGCUCGGCUCUCCCCGGCUCUUCCAGCUCCCCGCUGCUCCGGCUGCCCGGGGCUCAUCUCCUCUGACCCCAGCUGCUCCAGGAGCUCCCAUCCGCCGCAUCCCGGAGAUUCCCUACUCCCAGCACUCCAGCACCGACCAUUUCUCUGCUCCCUGGCACUCCAGCUCUCCUCCUUAGCUCCGUUCCUCCUGGGAGGCUGCUCAUACUCCCCAUCCCCAUCUUGCCGAGAGCCCGGCGGUGACCCGGGCUGUCCCAGCCGCAGAUCCGCGCUGCCCCCCGGCCCCCCGGGCCCCCGAAGGCGCGGCCAUGGCGUUCAUGGUGAAGAGCAUGGUGGGGGGGCAGCUGAAGAACCUCACGGGGGGCCUGGGCGGCGAGGAGAAGAGCGAGGGCGAGAAAUCUCCGGCCGAGGCUCAGGGCAUGACCCGCGAGGAGUAUGAGGAAUAUCAGCGGCAGCUGGUGGAGGAGAAGAUGGAGAGAGACGCCCAGUUUGCCCAGCGCAAGGCGGAGAGAGCCACGGUCAGGUCCCACUUCCGAGACAAGUACAGGCUCCCCAAGAACGAAACGGAUGACAACCAGAUCCAGCUGGUGGGAGGCGACGUGGAGCUGCCCAAGGAGCUGGCCAAGAUGAUCGAGCAGGACAACGAGGAGGAGGAGGAGAAGAACUCGGUUAUCGGCCAGCUCAGCAACAUCCAGAACCUGGACCUUGAUUCCUUGAAGGACAAAGCUUCGGCCACGCUAGAGGACCUGAAGCAAUCGGCGGAGAAAUGCUCCGUGAUGUGAUGGGGCUGAGCAAGGAGGGGACGCAGCGCAGGCUCUGCCGGGGGCUGCUGCCUGCAGCGGGGCCCCCAGCCACGUUGUCACCUUUGCCGUGUGUCACUCGGCUCCUCCUGAGCCCUGUGACCCCCUCGAGUCCCUGACCCAGCUGUCCCUGAUGUGUGGUUUUCGUUUCGUUCUCCGGGCUGAGGUUAGAGCCGAGAGCCAGCAUGUCCCCCCCGUACCCCAAAGCCUCCCCCGUGGCCGGGCAGGGGGUGUCCGCUGCAGGGAACCAGAGCCACCUUGGAGUGUUACUGACCUUGGAGCACGCUGUGGCUCUGCCUCCGCCUUUCCACUCAGCCUCCUGGAAAUGACCGGGAGGCUCCGAUUCGCCUCGCAAGGACGAGGCAGGGUGUGGAACACCUCCCUCCCCGCUUCCCCAGCCCAUCGCCCGAGAAACGACAUCCCAUCCCUGCAAGGAACACCCAGCCCCGUGCCCUUGAGGGCCCCUCCGGAGGAGCCAGCCAGGAAAGGACCUGCUACACGAUCCCUGUGGGAAGGGAGGGUGCUGAAGCCUGAAUUGACACCAGACAGGAGCAAAAGCCCUCCCCGGUGCUGAGCUGAGCCCGCAGCAGCCCUUCCCCGAGCAGUGCUGUCCCUCUCCUGGGAUGGGAUCCUGUCUUUGUUCCUUCCAGGAGAAGAACAAAGCCAUGGGGGAAUUUCUCCCCGUCCUCCCGCUCGUCGUGCUGUAGUCGUGCUGUGCUCGGUUGAGUGUCCCUCACCUCCUGUGCUGUCCCCGUGCCAUGGCACUGUUAUAACCGGUGGAAUAAAUACCAGGAGAUGUCUAUGCA